CCAAAACACAAAAGUAGAAUAAUGGAACAUUCGAACGAACAUUUGGCCACAAGCCACAAGGCCUACAAGAGGUAAAUAGAAACGCCAAAGGUAAUACACAAGCUCAGAAGAUCGUGGGCAGUUAUUGCAAUGAGAGAGCAUAAACAAUGCUCAUACAUAGGAAGAAAGAAAACAAAGGUUCAUCAACAUAAUAUAGCUAACAAACGUAAUAACAACAGUAGUAAGAAUAAUAAUCUGCAUUGCAGCAGUAGCAUCACAAAUAUUUCAGUUAAAUUUUCGGAUUCGCCCUUGUCGGUUUCAGAUCUGGUGGAUCUGAUAAUUGCAACACUACCGUCAACACUAGUUCCACUAACAACCAGAUCUGAAACCGACAAGGGCGAAUCCGAAAAUUUAACUGAAAUAUUUGUGCUGCUGCUACUGCAAUGCAGAUUAUUAUUCUAACUACUGUUGUUAUUACGUUUGUUAGCUAUAUUAUGUUGAUGAAGCUCUGUUUUCUUUCUUCCUAUGUAUGAGCAUUGUUUAUGCUCUCUCAUUGCAAUAACUGCCCACGAUCUUCUGAGCUUGUGUAUUACCUUUGGCGUUUCUAUUUACCUCUUGUAGGCCUUGUGGCUUGUGGCCAAAUGUUCGUUCGAAUAUUCCAUUAUUCUACUUUUGUGUUUUGGGUUUCUGUUGUUAGUGCUUUUGUGUUUUUGUUUUAUAGGUUAUUCGAAUACAUAAAGUUAGAUAUACGGUCAUACAUCAUUAUUUAUAUCUAACCCAAUUAAAAUGAAACUAAUUAUAUACAUACUAAAUUGAAUGGAUUUUGUAAAUAAUUUUUAGGUGCAGAUUGGAUGACAACUCAAAGAUAUUUGCAAAUAUACACAAAUACGUAAAACUAUUAGAGGAAAUCGAAUCAAAACGAAUCGAGAAGGAAAAAAGAAUGAACACAACAUAUCACCCUCAUUUUUAUCUCAUGCUCAUUGUAAAUAAGUAGCAAAAAAACAUAGGAAAGGUUGGAUUUGAAAUAUAUGGAAACACAAAUACGUAAAACUAUUAGAGGGAAAUCAAAUCAAAAUGAAUCGAGAAGGAGAAAAGAAUGAACACAACAUAUCACCCUCAUUUUUAUCUCAUGCUCAUUGUAAAUAAGUAGCAAAAAAACAUAGAAAAGGUUGGAUUUGAAAUAUAUGGAAACACAAAUACGUAAAACUAUUAGAGGAAAUCGAAUCAAAACGAAUCGAGAAGGAGAAAAGAAUGAACACAAUAUAUCGCCCUCAUUUUUAUCUCAUGCUCAUUGUAAAUAAGUAGCAAAAAAACAUAGAAAAGGUUGGAUUUGAAAUAUAUGGAAACACAUUGUGAGUUCAAAUUUGUCAUCUUUAACGGUAUUGUUGUUCAGAUAACAAAAUUUUGGUGCUUCAAAAUGUAUAAUUUCCUCAAAUUAAGUCCAUAUUUGGAAAUUUCACUUAAAAUUUUCUCUCCGUGUAUUAGACUAAUUCCUCCUCAUGACGAGUAAUCUCAGAAUGUCACCUAACGGUACAUUUGUAUUUUUAUAAACUAAUAAUAAUAAUACAUGUAUUUUUAUAUGAAUAAUAAUACAGUAUUGGGUGAUUAUGUUUACAGGGUUUUUUCUCUCGUCCCUGGAGAGCUCUCGUUUCAUCUCUUUUGAAUAGUGUGACGUUUCAUAUUCCCGCGCAGCCCGACGGUCUGGCAGCGCUGAUCUCUGUCUCAUUUUCUGAUGUUCUUCGCUUGAUUCUCCUCCUCCUGGCCUACUCUGUGUAGUGGAUUCCUCGGGCUCUGGUCUUUACUCAGGAGUGUCAAUGGCGGAGGAGAUUGUUGAGAAGCUUUCCGGUAUAGACUUGACAGAAGAUGAAGAGGCUCUCAUCUGUAUCGAUGAGUCUGUUACGAGUGAAGGAGUUGAAGAGGCGAUUAAAGAGCUGGGAGUGGCAGGAAAGGUUGUCUCUGGUAGGUUCCCCUCCGAGAAAAUCCUGAAAAGAAUAUUAAGUGAAGCUUGGAAGUUAAGAAGAGAGUUCGAUGUCCAGGUUACUAAAAGCAACAUUCUUAGAAUUCAGCUUUACUGUUAUGAAGACAAGAAUAAGAUCUUGUAUGGGGGACCUUGGCACUUGGAGCGACAACUUCUUAUUUUCAAAGAGAUCCCUCCAGACUUAGAUCUCGAACGGAUCGAUUUCUCUACAGCAGAUUUUUGGAUACGUAUCAGAAAACUUCCCUUAAAGCUGAGGAACGACCAAAUGGCAAAGAGAAUUGGAAAUAUGUUUGGGGCCCUGAUCCGAUGGGACGAACUUCACUCUAGUGUUAGCAGUGAUUACAUGAGGAUCCGGGUGUCAUUGUCGAUUACUAAACCAUUGAGAAGGGUGGUCAAAUUGCAAGGUGCAGAAGGUCAGGCUUCAUUCAGGGUGGGAUAUGAACGUCUGCCUAUCUACUGCUUCAGGUGCGGAAUUUUCGGACACCUAAAGAAGUCCUGUACUAAUGGAAUGGAUCCAAAUGGUAAGGAUGAAGACCCUUAUGGUCCCUGGCUCCGAGCCGAUUCCCCUCUAAGGAAAAUACCGCUUGAAGAAAAGGGCAAGCAGCAGCGCCUAACUAAACUGUGGGAAGAGGUUAAAGCAGCAAAGAGUGAAAAAGAAAAGAUGGCUAAGGAGACUAUUGUAGCAGAUAAAGCCCUCUGUGUUUAUGAGGAUCUAUCAAGGGAAACGCGGGAAGCCAGAGUAAAGGACAAAGAUAGAGAGGAGUCCCAAAAGAACGAUAACAAAGGGAAAGACUCAGUUCUUGAUCUACCAACAACUGAACAGGCUGAAGCAAAUGAAAAGGAGGAUAGAAGGGUUGACAGUGAACAGGGGGAGCAGGGUCACCUCCCUCAGUUAAGUUUUCAAAUGGGGCAAAAGGGUGUCGACAGAAGGAAAUGGAUGAGACUGGCCAGGAAACAUCCCGCUAAUGGAGAGCAAGACCAGAUUCAAUCAGCUAUGGGGAAAAGAGGGGCACCAGAGGCUAUGGAUGUGGAUGAGAUACCUGUUGUUGAAAAACGACCUAGAGGAAUUACCAUUAACGAUGAGGAUGGCGAAGUGGCGGACCUUGCCGAGGAGCAAGGCCGCCGAGCCUAAUGAAAAUCCUAAGUUACAACUGUCGAGGUUUGGGCAGCACCUCGGCAGUUGCUAAACUCAAAAGGCUGGUCAGGGGGGUUAAACCUCAUGUUAUUUUUCUUAUGGAAACUAGAAAGGAUGAGAAAGGGUGGAGAGAAAUACAGAAAGAACUUGGUU
Molecule: messenger RNA, 3245 nt
Organism: Linum trigynum
Lineage: Eukaryota; Viridiplantae; Streptophyta; Magnoliopsida; Malpighiales; Linaceae
Source: the annotation of a GenBank genome assembly